Microtus ochrogaster (prairie vole) is the source of this 1150-nucleotide messenger RNA. RefSeq names its product shisa like 1 (gene Shisal1). NCBI's taxonomy places the organism in Eukaryota, Metazoa, Chordata, Mammalia, Rodentia, Cricetidae. The record is from RefSeq and is a predicted model, not a curated record.
CUCAGAGCGGCAGAGAGAAUCUGACCCACUUGCCCUGCUGUGCUGCGCAGACUGGAUGCAGGAAUACAGAGGCAGCGCUGGACGGGUCAAUGCCAGCCGGAUGAUGACCAGUUGUGGCCAGCGGUCCCGGAACGUUCUCGCAGUAUUCUCUCUGCUGUUUCCUGCAGUCCUGUCCGCACAUUUCCGGGUCUGUGAGCCUUACACAGACCACAAAGGCCGCUACCACUUCGGUUUCCACUGCCCCCGGCUCUCAGACAACAAGACCUUCGUCCUGUGCUGUCACCAUAACAACACGGUCUUCAAAUACUGCUGCAACGAGACAGAGUUCCAGGCGGUCAUGCAGGCAAACCUCACGGCCGGCCCCGAGGGCUACAUGCACAACAACUACACAGCACUGCUGGGAGUGUGGAUCUACGGCUUCUUCGUGCUCACCCUGCUGGUCCUGGAUCUGCUUUAUUAUUCAGCCAUGAACUACGACAUUUGCAAGGUUUACCUGACCCGGUGGGGCAUCCACGGACGGUGGAUGAAACAGGACCCCCGGCGGUGGGGGAACCCCGCUCGAGCCCCUCGGCCGGGACAGCCAGCCCCGCAGCCGCAGCCUCCCCCUGGUGUCCUGCCACAAGCCCCCCAGGCCGUGCACACACUGCGGGGAGACACACACAGCCCACCCCUGAUGGCCUUCCAAAGCUCAUCUGCCUGAAAACCCUUUUGCUGUGCCUCAGGAUGGAGGAGGUUAGACCCAGAGCUCCUGGUGCAGCCUCCAAGAAUAGCUUCAACCAAGACACCAGGGAGAGCCGGGGCAGUGGCGUGGUAACAGAAGAGGAAAUACCACCUGUGCCCAGAACCCCCUUCCGAGGACUUCUGAGAUUAGGAGCAAACUCAGGGUCCGGGGACAGACAGGGUACAGGAAAGGGGCUCUGAGCCACCUGUCUGCAAGCAAUAGUUCUCUUUUGGGCUGGUGGCUUCUGAGAAGAGACUCGGUGUGGACUGAGAGGAACAACACUUAGCUGCCCUGGCCGACCCCAGCCAGAAGGAUUUGUGGCCGUGAGUUGUACCAUGGUCCAAACACUGACGUUCCCCCUUCCUCCACUCCCCCCAAUAGUGGCCCCCUUAGGCCUAUCUGUGUCGGAAUAUCGACUGUGAGUGUGUG